AUUCGCACCCAAGCGACGGCAAAAUUGAUCGGAGCUCCUCUCUUCUCCUGGUAUCGCUCAUCGCCGUCUCUUGUUUCGGGCUGAUUUCUGAACCUUCGCCGCUUGACGCUAGCUUUUGUUCACCGACUUAAGGAAGAGGAUGUCGACUCCGGCAAGGAAGAGACUGAUGAGAGAUUUUAAGAGAGUGCAGCAGGACCCUCCUGCCGGGAUAAGCGGUGCUCCACAAGAUAACAAUAUCAUGCUCUGGAAUGCCGUUAUAUUCGGGCCUGAUGAUACCCCAUGGGAUGGAGGUACUUUCAAACUUACACUUAGUUUUUCGGAGGAUUAUCCAAAUAAGCCACCAACUGUCCGUUUUGUCUCACGGAUGUUCCAUCCGAACAUUUAUGCAGAUGGGAGCAUUUGCUUGGACAUUCUACAGAAUCAGUGGAGUCCAAUAUACGAUGUAGCUGCUAUACUCACUUCCAUUCAGUCGUUGCUUUGUGACCCGAAUCCAAAUUCUCCCGCCAACUCGGAAGCUGCUAGAAUGUUCAGCGAAAAUAAGCGUGAGUACAACAGAAGAGUACGAGAAAUCGUCGAGCAAAGCUGGACAGCUGACUAGUAUUAGUUGCUCGUCUUUUGUCUUAUAUUGUUUGGAGCAUUCGGACACACAUGUUUUCAUGUUCGAUUUCUGCAAUGUUGCUGUCAUUACUCUCGAAAUCGAAUGCCCAUUUCCCUUUUAAUACACUUGCAUCUUCCCAUUC
This is a messenger RNA of Tarenaya hassleriana, 740 nucleotides long. RefSeq names its product ubiquitin-conjugating enzyme E2 2-like. The transcript is spliced from 6 exons. The record is from RefSeq and is a predicted model, not a curated record. Gene Ontology annotation, molecular function: ubiquitin conjugating enzyme activity. The coding region runs from base 140 to 598 and encodes 152 amino acids. Lineage: Eukaryota; Viridiplantae; Streptophyta; Magnoliopsida; Brassicales; Cleomaceae. Gene Ontology annotation, biological process: DNA repair; protein polyubiquitination; proteasome-mediated ubiquitin-dependent protein catabolic process.